Molecule: messenger RNA, 4218 nt
Organism: Monodelphis domestica (gray short-tailed opossum)
Lineage: Eukaryota; Metazoa; Chordata; Mammalia; Didelphimorphia; Didelphidae
Gene: CTBP2
Product: C-terminal binding protein 2
Biological process (GO): regulation of transcription by RNA polymerase II
Cellular component (GO): nucleus
Molecular function (GO): transcription coregulator binding; DNA-binding transcription factor binding; transcription corepressor activity
Source: RefSeq, a predicted model, not a curated record
GCGGGCGGGUCUCUGCGCCUUCCGGAGCUUCUCCGCAGCAGCCUGUAACUGAAGCUUCCCGAGAGGCGUCCUGCGCGGCCUCCCCCGAUGCCGGUCCCCAACAAGCCCGUCGGGAUUGGCCGCUCUCAGAGCUGGGAUGCCGCCGGCUGGUAUCACGGCGCUUGGGGGCACGAUGGCGCCCUGGAGUACCCCAGACCCUCCCCCAGCAGAAGGAGCUCCCUGACUCCCGGCGGCGGCCAGCCUGCCUGGUACGAGCAGAUGCCCGGCCUCCGGGGGCCGGAGAUGGGCCUGCAGGGCGGCCCGGAGCUGCGUCCGGAGCCCUACCUGUACCCGGAUGCGGUGUUCGGGGCCGGCCCCCCCCGCAAGAGCUCUGCCCCCGACUUCGUGUUCUACGACAGCAGGCAGGUGGCGAUGUCCGGGCGGACGUCUGUGCCCUCGCAGGACUUCUACGGUGACCCCCCCUUGGCGGCCGGCCGAUCCCCGAAGGAUCCUCCCUACGCCAGGGACCCAAUGGCGAACAGGCCGGGGCUGCAUUAUGGGAUAGCCGGAAGCCGCUCGGCCUGGGAGCAGCCCCACGGCCGGUCGCCCGGCGCCGGCGCAGCUGGGCUCCUCUACCAGGACGGUGGGGGCAGGAUGGUCCCCGAGGGCCAGCGGACACCCGGCCGGGCCCUGCUCAACGACGUGGCGGGGAGGGCCCCGGAGCCCACCGCCAUGGCCAGGCAGACGGCGCCGACGUGCCUGGUGGUGGACCCCAGCGUGGCAGAGGGCGGCCGGGGCUACGGGCCGACCCAGGAAGCCCUCCAUGCCAAGAUGGCCUUCGAGCCCUACGAGCCCGGCACGGCGCCUCUGCCCGGGCAGCAGGACGGCAAGAGGGCCGUGGAGCCGGCCUUCGUGGCCCUUCUGAGGACCGAAGGGGUGUCCGAGAGCACCAUCGGCGCUUUGCUCCAGCAGGGCUUCGACUGCCCCAACGUGCUGGCCAUGAUGGAGGAGAAUGACGUGAAAUCCGUCGCCCCCAACCUGGGCCAGGCGCGCGUCCUGUCCCGGCUGGCCGGUCACUGCCGGGCCGAGCUGCAGCUGCAGAGGCAGGACCGCCCGGGGGCCGCCUCCCGCCCCAGGACCCGCUCCAACAGCUUCGGCCAUCGCGGCGACCUCGUGUCCGGCGACUACGUGGGGCCGCCCGGGCCGGGCGCCAUCGCGGGGGGCGCCGCCGUCCUGCCACCGUCCGUCUUCCCCCCGCAGGCCGCCUCUCCCCGCACCGAGGUGACGCGCAGGCCCUCCAGUGCGCCCUCUCAGCACCUUCUGGAGACGGCCACCUACUCCGCCGCCGGCAUGGCCCACCCCAACCCUGGCUACAGCUCUCCCGUGCCGGGCCCCAUCGGCGCCCGCCUGGGACCGUCUUACUCCCCGCAGGCCGGGAUCGCGAUGACCACCACGGUCCAGACCCACGUCCAUCCGAGCCCCAAGACGGCCUACUCCACCUCGUACACGGUGCCCAUGGAGCUGAUGAAGCGCGACCGCAGCGCCGCCGCCGCGUCUCCCGUGCACAGCCCCCACGGCAGCCCCCAGCUUCUCCGGAAACUGGGGACCCCGAUGGAGGGCAGCCCGAGCCUGCACACGCCUCACUCCCCCUACCAGAAGGUGGCCCGGCGCACGGGAGCCCCCAUCAUCGUGUCCACCAUGAUGUCCCCCGACCCAAGCAUCAGGCCUCAGAUCAUGAACGGCCCCCUGCACCCGCGCCCCCUGGUGGCCCUGCUCGACGGGCGGGACUGCACCGUGGAGAUGCCCAUCCUGAAGGACCUGGCCACCGUGGCCUUCUGCGAUGCCCAGUCCACGCAGGAGAUCCACGAGAAGGUGUUGAACGAGGCGGUGGGCGCCAUGAUGUACCACACGAUCACCCUGACGCGGGAGGACCUGGAGAAGUUCAAGGCGCUGCGGGUCAUCGUGCGCAUAGGCAGCGGCUAUGACAACGUGGACAUCAAGGCGGCUGGAGAGCUCGGCAUCGCCGUGUGCAACAUCCCAUCUGCGGCUGUGGAGGAGACGGCCGACUCGACGCUGUGCCACAUCCUCAACCUGUACCGGCGCAACACGUGGCUGUACCAGGCCCUGCGAGAGGGCACCCGAGUCCAGAGCGUGGAGCAGAUCCGCGAGGUGGCCUCUGGGGCUGCGCGCAUCCGCGGGGAGACGCUGGGCCUCAUCGGCUUCGGUCGCAGCGGGCAGGCCGUCGCCGUCCGAGCCAAGGCCUUUGGCUUCAGUGUCAUAUUCUACGACCCCUACUUGCAGGACGGCAUCGAGCGCUCGCUGGGCGUCCAGCGGAUCUACACGCUGCAGGACCUGCUCUACCAGAGCGACUGCGUGUCCCUGCACUGCAACCUCAACGAGCACAACCACCACCUCAUCAAUGACUUCACCAUCAAGCAGAUGAGGCAGGGGGCCUUCCUGGUGAAUGCUGCCCGCGGUGGGCUGGUGGACGAGAAGGCCUUGGCGCAGGCCCUCAAGGAGGGGAGGAUACGAGGGGCCGCCCUGGAUGUGCACGAGUCCGAGCCGUUCAGCUUCGCUCAAGGCCCCCUGAAGGACGCCCCAAACCUCAUCUGCACCCCGCACACAGCCUGGUACAGCGAGCAGGCGUCGCUGGAGAUGCGGGAGGCAGCGGCCACCGAGAUCCGCCGCGCCAUCACAGGCCGCAUCCCGGACAGCCUGAGGAACUGCGUGAACAAGGAGUUCUUUGUCACCUCGGCUCCCUGGUCUGUCAUGGACCAACAGGCCAUCCAUCCGGAGCUCAAUGGCGCCACCUACAGGUACCCGCCUGGCAUCGUCAGCGUCACGCCUGGAGGCAUCCCCGCGGCCAUGGAAGGCAUCAUCCCCGGAGGUAUUCCCGUGACUCACAAUCUCCCCACAGUGGCCCAUCCUUCCCAAGCGCCCUCUCCUAACCAGCCCACCAAACAUGGGGACAACAGAGAGCACCCCAAUGAGCAAUAGCAGAAAACUUAACCCAAAUAAUCAUUUUCGUAAGCUUGGGACCAAGAGACAGUGAACAAUCAACAAGGAACUCCGAGAAAAGGAACUGGAUGCAGAGCCCCCACGAGGGGUCUGGACGGAGAACGCCAUCCACGUUGCAGUGUUAAACGAGGAAAGCCAAAGGCGAGACUUGGGGAAAGCCCGGAAAUCGUCCUCUCUGCUUCCAAGUGCUGACACGAACACCCAACUUCUGUUACUGUGUGUUAAGUUUUUUUCAUCUGUGCACCAAUCACAAGAAUAAAUCGAUCUUUUUCCUUUCUCAACCCCUCGGGAAUGGCAGCUCCCGAACAUCUGCUUCAGAGCGUUGCAUCAAGAGAUCCAACCAUCAGAAUAGGAAAUGCCGAGAGGAAACCCUGGCCAUAGGACUCGGCCUCUUCUCUCCGCUCGUGGCUGGUUCCCUCUUUGGCUAGGAGGACAAACUAUGGCAAAGAUGAGGAGAAAACGGUUUUCCCACGUUAGACAACUCCAAAGCGUACGAUACUGAAUAUAGUCGAGGUUCCUGGGUACAGACAGUGAAACCUACGUCUCCCUCCUCUCAACUCUACACACACACACACAAACACACACACCCCGAGCGGUUGGCUGUAAAAGCUAAGUAAAACCCUCUAAUGAUGCAAAAAAAAGAAAAAAAGUAUUAAAUUUCACAAGCUGUUUGUACUCAAAUAUAUUUUCUCAGUUUCAGAUCCUCAGCUAUUUUAUUGAGUGGAAAGUCUUGAGCUGUAGAGUUCAAGAAGAAUAAUGUUGCAUUUCCUUAUGUCUCAGGAAACACUUUUUAUGGUAAUUUGUCAGAUUGUCUAUGAACAAAACCCACUUUUUUAGACAUUGAUAAAAAGUCUUCUUUUCUUCACGUGAUAUUUUAUACAAGAACACUUCAGAUGUGUUAUUAGGUGUGACUGAUUUUAACAAAUCCUAUUAGAUUUGUAUCAACUAGUUACAUGUUAUAUUCAUAGUCUUUUGUGAAUCAUCGCCUUUUUGUUUUAAAAGAUGGCCUAUUUUGAGCCUUUGUAUAGGUACAUUCCUGUUUCUGUGACAAAAAGAAAUCUUUAAAACUGUCCCCAAACAGAAAAGCAAUCAUGGCUAUCAGCAGUAUGUUCUGUUUUAGUGUGUUACCUGUUCUUGUAUUUGUUUAUUGUAAAGGUGGACAUUUAGCGUUCAGUGCAGUUUUCAAUAAAAAGUGAUCAAAACUUCUGUUAAAUUCUGAAA